AUGUGUGCUGCAGUCGAGGUGGAGCCAAGCGGAGUGAGCACUGGUUCUGUCCUCCACAGCGGGACUAGCAAAUGGAAGCACGCAUACGGAAACGCCACAAAAUCUGCUAAAUUAAGUUCUUCUGGUAACAACGAAAUUCCUAAGCAUGGCUCAGAAAGUGAGACAUUUGAGGAACGGACUGAUAAGGACGCAGAAGAAGGUAUGGACCCUGAAGAGCGAAACGCCCUAUUACGGUGGCAAAGGAGACAAGAGUUUGCGAGAUGGAUUGCUGCUGAGAGACUAGCAAAAGCAGAUGCAGACGAAGACCCACCCCCAGAUCCUGCAGAGGAGCGGCUUCUGGACCGGUUGUCAGCUGCAGUAGUAGAAGAGGAACCACCUAUUGAUUUUGGCCAUGAUUUGCACCUAUCUGUCGAGGAGCGAGAGUAUAUGGACAGCCGGGUCAAAGAAGAACUUGCAAAAAUCCCAAGAGUCUCUCAGGCUUCGCCUUCAUUGGAAGGGCUUUUGUUUGCUGAAAUGUUUGACAAGCCCGAUGUCUUUAGCUCCUGGGUAAUCUCUAGGAGUUACACUCAUCAAGGUGGGCGCCGGACUUACCUUGGCCUUGAGGCAAUGCAGAUACGAUGCCCUCUGGCAUUGGCAUCAUCAAAUCAGACUACCAGCGGCAAUCCAAGGGGAUCGUGGGCUGAUGGCGGCAUCCCCCUCAGCACCGUCCUCCCCACUACCGUCAGGCUGUCUUCAGAAAAGCCCCUAGUGCUCCAAUACGAGGUGCAGCAACACCACCCAGACUUUGGUUGUGGCGGAGGCUACUUGACGUUCUUUGCAGCGGAUGCUCAAACGCAAUGUCACUUCGAUGAAAGCACUCCAUAUGCAUUACGGUUUGGUGCUGACCAUCAGAAAAGCCGUCUGCUCACUUUGAUAAUAAAGCCGGAGGGAGCGUUCACGAUUCUUCUCGAUGGGCGGGUCGUCCGCAAGACGUUACCGACGGACUUUCCAACCUUUAAUGCAGUGGGCCUGGCGUUCAUGGCGAUGGAUAGUGGGACGCUUAUAGACAACAUUGUCAUAAGCUACGACCUAGCAGCGGCCCAGCUGUUUUCACGAUCAACGUUUUGGCAAAGGGCGCGAGUGGAACACAUGGUUGCAGAGACUGCCCUGAGGACGCGUAGUGCAGUUCGACAAGAAAUCCGUUCCAAGCGCCACGAAUUCAAGUUGCUGAAUACUGUAGCAUUGUCUAAGGGUGAUUCGUAUUCAUCAACGGACUCUUCGAUACAGAUAGAACGAAUUCUUCAGGAUACGGGAAAUUCUAGCACAAGCGCUGGUUGUUCAGCUUUCGUGACCUUUUAUUGGGGAUUGGAGUGCUAUGGAGAUGCAGAACAGCCUCUACACUUCAGUAGAAGACAGUAA
Eimeria maxima is the source of this 1398-nucleotide messenger RNA. RefSeq names its product calnexin, putative. Gene Ontology annotation, biological process: protein folding. NCBI's taxonomy places the organism in Eukaryota, Apicomplexa, Conoidasida, Eucoccidiorida, Eimeriidae. Gene Ontology annotation, molecular function: calcium ion binding. The record is from RefSeq and is a predicted model, not a curated record. The transcript has 8 exons. Bases 1 to 1398 code for a protein of 465 amino acids. Gene Ontology annotation, cellular component: endoplasmic reticulum; endoplasmic reticulum membrane.